This is a messenger RNA of Knipowitschia caucasica, 495 nucleotides long. Lineage: Eukaryota; Metazoa; Chordata; Actinopteri; Gobiiformes; Gobiidae. The record is from the annotation of a GenBank genome assembly.
AUGGGGGUUUGGUUUGGGGGGGUGGGGUUGUGGGGGGUGGGGGGUGGUAAAUGGGGUUGGAGGGGGGGGGAGCCGGUGGUCCCCCCCCCCUGCCUCCCCCUGUGGGGGGCCGGUUGGUGGUGUGGGGGGGGGAAAGGAGCGUCCCCCCCCCCCUUUUGGUGGGUUGAGGGGUUAUUGGUGUGGUUGGGGGGGGGUGGGGUUGGUGGUGGGGGGGAGAAGGGGCGGAUUUCCCCCCCCCCCCCUUGGGGUUUUGGGGUUUGUGGGGGGGGGGUGGGGGUUGGGGUUUUUGGGUGGGUGGGUUUUUUGUGGGGUUUGGGGGGUUGGGUGUGGGGGGGUGUUGGGGUGGGUUUGGGGGGGGGUUGGGGGGUGGGGUUGUUGUUGGGUGGGUGGGGGGGUGGGGGGGGGUUUGGGGUUUGUUGUAUUUUGUUGUGUUGGGGGUGGGUGGGGGUGUUUUGGGGUUAUGGUGUGGGGGGGGGGGUGCAAAACCCCCUUUGA